GAAAAAAAGGGCCUUUUUCGUUACAGUGUAACGGCCUGGUAAAUUGCACCUAGCUCCUCCAAAAUUAAAUCAAAUUUUUCGAAUUUUAUAUGGGAAAUAGAGGAGCUCAAGCUGCGUCGAAUGGCGCUAGAACGAAUUCUCUAGCUCAUUUCGUUUUUGAGAAAAGCGGAUUUUAAUGCGUCAAAAACGUUACAGUGUAACGCGUGAACAAGCCGAUAAGUAAACUUUACAACGAGGUUUUUUCUCAUAGUUAUAUGCUGAUGCUGUAGUAUAUUCUUUUAUUUAUUUAAUCAGAAAUGUAACUGAUAUGCAAGCCUAGUUUGAGACAAAUUGUCCCCCAUUAUUCAUACAGACAUGAAGGCGCUGUUGAACAGAACGACAUACUUUGCGACACAUUUCUUCUGGUAUCUAUUCACAAGCUUCUUCGAUUCUCUGUUUAAGUUCUUGAAUGGAAGCAAAAAAUUUUUCAGACCAAGCAUAAUUUUUUUCUGAGCUCCAUAGUGGAUUUUUCAAGCAAAAUAAAUAGGAUAUUCAGAAUCAGCAUAGCCGAUUGAUAUAUACCGACUGAAGUCGCAUUAAAAUUUAAAAAAAAUUUUAAAAAAAUCUGAGGUUUUUAUUUAGAAUUUUUUGCAGAUCAUGACCGUAUAGUUUUUUUUUUCGAAAAUAUUUGGCGAUAAAAAAUAGUCUUAAUAUCAAUGAUGUAUGAUCUGAACGUUUUGUUUGCAAAAGCGUAUAAAAAUUUUAAAAAAAAAAUGAUCACUUAAACAGCAGUUGGAGUUACUGAGAGUGAUUUGUUUUUAUAUUAAAAGUUCUAAUUUUUAUCUGUGUGAAUUUAGCCAAAUGAAUCAAUAUCGUGAAGAACUUGAAAAUCAGUAUCAGAUGAAGAGGGAACAUUUGUUAGCAUUGAAAAAUCAACAACCACAAGAACAACAACAACAGAUGAAUGCUGAUACACAAACAAUUGAUAUAUCAAUGACAGAAUAUGAAGAAAUGAAGCAUCAUGAUCAAUUAGAACAAUUAGAAAAUAAAUUAUUGAAAAACACUGAAGAAAAAGAAAUGUUACGUCAACGUCUAUGUGAAGUAGAAAUUGAAUUAAAUCAAAUGAAAUUUAUUGUUGAACAACAACAAAAUAAAAAUGAUCAAUUACAAGAAUACGAAAGUACAUUGAAAAUGUAUGAAAUGCAAAUAGAAAGUUUAAUUAGUGAGCGUAAUAGUCUUGUUGAACAACACUAUGAACAAUUAAAACAAUUAGAAAAUCAAUAUCAAGAAAAAUUAGAACAACAAAAAGCUAUAUCAAAUGUGGAAACUGAAAUACUGAAUGAAAAUUUAUCUUCAUCACCACUGGCAACCGAUCGUAUAUCUCGUCGUAUAUUUGAGCAGGAAUUACACACGUGGAGAUCAGAAACAGAACGUUUAACUUUAGUUUUACAACAAAUUCAAAGUGAAAAUAAAAAAUUAAAAGAAUUAAGACCAAAGCUGGACAUGAUGGCUCUCGAUUAUUUAAAUGAAAAUGAACGUUUAAAACGUGAAAAUGAACAAUUGUUAGAUUCUAAUUCAUUUCGUCCAGUAUUUGCUUCUUCUACAGAUCAAACCGAUCGAGAUAUUUGUCAAUUAACAUUGAAACUGUUAACAUGUGAAGUGGCAUUACAAACUACACCAUUUGAAAAUUUAGAAAAUUUAUGUAAGAAUUUUUCAAGACAACCGUCAGACUCAAUUUAUCAAGAACUUGUUCGAGAAAUUCAUUUAUUGAAAAGUAUAUUUAUCCAAGAUGAUAGAAAUCCAGAUUUAGUGCAAAAUUUACAAAUUCAAAUGAAUAGCACAACAAAUAGGCUGAGGGAAACAGAAAGACAGCUGAGAAUGAUUCGUUUGCAAAAUGUUCGUUUAAAAAAACAAGUAGAAAAUUACACACUCCAAUUUAAACAUGUUCAACAUGAAAUGAACGAUAAAAUUCAAGAAAUAUUAACAUUAAAAAAGGAAAUAGACAGACUUCGUGCAAGUGAAUUACAAUAUCGUAUUGAAGUUGAUCGUCUGAAGGCAGAAUUUCAAGGUGAACAAUUAACGUGCAAACAAUUACAACGAGAAUUAGCUGAUCUAAAAUUAGCUCAACCGAUGGUCAAUGACUCUCUUACAAAUCUUCGUGAUAUACUCGAAUUAAAAGAACAGGAAUUAAAAGCAUUAAAAGAUAAAUUGGAUCAUACAUCAAAAACUCAUCAAAUGGAAGUCAAUGAGUUACACCAAACAAAUCAGUUUGCAUUAGAUAAUGUUAAACGAUAUGAACAAUUAGAUAGUCGUCAUAAACAAAAACGGACUGAUUUAGAAGAGCGUUUAACUAGAUUUAGCCAUUUAAUUAGGCCAAUAUUAUCAUUUUAUGAAACUCAUGGAUCUGAUAAAAUGUCCGUUGAUGAACUAUAUGCACUCAUAACUGAUACAGAAGUGGAAGGACGCAUCGUACAAUCAUUGGGUCCUCUUCGUGAUUGUCUUGGAUUAUUAGAAGUUCAAAUGAAAGACUUAAAUGAUGAUCUCACUGAAAAUCAAGUAAAAAAGCCAAAAAGUUGGAAAUAUAAAUUUGAUUCUGAACGUACACCAGAAAGUUAA
This is a messenger RNA of Didymodactylos carnosus, 2595 nucleotides long. Lineage: Eukaryota; Metazoa; Rotifera; Eurotatoria; Philodinida; Philodinidae. The record is from the annotation of a GenBank genome assembly.